This is a messenger RNA of Fomitopsis serialis, 2571 nucleotides long. Its product is annotated as eukaryotic translation initiation factor 3 subunit 8. Gene Ontology annotation, molecular function: translation initiation factor activity; translation initiation factor binding; RNA binding. Gene Ontology annotation, biological process: translational initiation. Gene Ontology annotation, cellular component: eukaryotic translation initiation factor 3 complex. Lineage: Eukaryota; Fungi; Basidiomycota; Agaricomycetes; Polyporales; Fomitopsidaceae. The record is from RefSeq and is a predicted model, not a curated record. The transcript is spliced from 6 exons. The coding region runs from base 1 to 2571 and encodes 856 amino acids.
AUGUCCAGCGACGAUGAGGGCGCACCCUCCGCACCCAAGGCCCCCGGGGCCAAGCCAGCCAUGUCGCGUUUCCUGCGCACCGCGGGCAGCGAUUCCGACUCGUCCGACGAUGACGAGAGUGAAAGCGAGGAUGAGAGCGAGAACAGCCAGAAUGAGGAGCAAGGGCAGCAGAGGCGGAGCCGUUUUCUGCGGACGGACCUGGAUGACGACGCGAGCGACGAGGAUGUUACGCGGGUGGUCAAGAGCGCGAGGGACAAGCGGUUGGAGGAGAUGGAGGCGUGCGGGAAGACGAUGGACAAUGCGCUAAAGAUCAACGACUGGGUCGCCAUCUCUAACGAGUUUGACAAGCUGGUGCGCAUGGUGCAGCGCCAGCAGAACGUCUCAGAGCCCAUCCCGCCUUUCUACAUCAAGCAAUUGGUCAAUCUGGAGGGCGCGCUGAACACGGCGGUGGCGAAGGAGAAGGAAUCGAAGAAGAAGAUGAAUGCGAGCAAUGCCCGCGCGCUCAACGGAAUGAGGCAGAAAGUCAAAAAGGUGACGAAGGAGUACGAAGCCGACGUCAAGCGCUUCCAGGCGGACCCAGAGGCGUUCGAGCGAGAGUACACCGCGAUCGUAGCGCCUGAGGCACCUCCCCCCGUAGCAAGAGCGAGGACAAGGAGGGCCGCCGAGAGUGAAGAUGAGAACGCUGAAGAUGAUGCGUUUACCACUGUCGGCAAGGGCGGCAAGGCGAUGGCCUUCACGCCAGAAAGCAUUUUCAAGAACCUGCAGCUUGUGCAGGAGGCUCGCGGGAAGAAGAACACCAACAGGCAAGACCAAAUCAGUAUCUUGGAGAAGCUGCUUGCCGUCGCUGUGACUUCGUACCAGCGCAUUCGUGUCCUCCUCACCCUGAUCUCCGCGCGUUUCGACUACAACUCUUCCGUCGCGACGCACAUGCCCAUCGAGCUGUGGGUCAACGCGCAGGGCGAAGUGGACCAACUGAUCGGCAUCAUCAUGCGCGAGCCGCUGUACGUGAUCCAAGAGAUCACGGAAGACUACGACGAUCUUGCGGAGCGGACGCCGGAGACGGAGAAGGACGGCGUUGUGCGCAUCCGCGGGAGCAUCAUCAGCUUCGUGGACCGCCUCGACGACGAGUUCACGAAGAGCCUGCAGAACAUCGACCCGCAUGGGACGGAGUAUGUUGACAGGCUUAAGGAUGAGAAGGGCUUGUACUGCACGAUUUGCCGGUCACAAGCGCUGUACGAGAAGAACAACAGCGAAGACCCCCUCGGUCGUGUCAUCAUGCGGCGGUUAGAGCACAUUUACUCAAAGCCGGACGCUGUCGUUCACGCUCUCGAGUCCACCGUUGCAGCCUCAGAUAUCAAGCCAUCGAUCGUCCUGGACGCCGAGGGCGAAACUUCCACCUUGAUCCACUCUCUGUGCAUUCAUCUCUACAAGUCAAGCAAUUCCCUCCUUCGUACCCGUGCCAUGCUCUGCCACAUCUAUCACUACGGCCUCCACAACGACUUCCACACUGCUCGUGACAUGCUUCUCAUGUCGCAUCUCCAGGAGUCGGUGUACUCUGCCGACGUUGCCACCCAGAUCCUCUACAACCGUACCGUCGUUCAGCUGGGACUCGGUGCGUUCCGAUGCGGCCUGAUCAAGGAGGCGCAGGCCACGCUGCAGGACAUCUUCGCUACGCAGCGGGUGAAGGAGCUCCUUGCGCAAGGCGUGCACCAGCAGCGCUUCCAGGUCCUCUCACCCGAGCAAGAGAAGGCGGAGCGACAGCGGCAACUGCCCUUCCACAUGCAUAUCAACACCGAGCUACUGGAGGCUGCGUUUCUUGUUUCGAGCAUGCUCGUCGAGAUCCCGCUCCUCGCGAGCAUCGACUCUGAGGAGCAGAAGCGCAAGGCGAUCUCGAAGCCGUUCCGGAGGUUGCUGGACUUCGCUGAUAGGCAGAUCUUCACGGGCCCGCCUGAGAGCACGCGGGACCAUAUCAUGCAGGCGAGCAAGGCGCUGCAGAACGGCGAGUGGGAGAAGUGCCGCGAUCUCAUCCAGAGCAUCAAGAUCUGGAGUCUGAUGCCUGAGUACACCACCGUGAAGGAGAUGCUUGCAAAACGUAUACAGGAAGAGGGUUUGCGGACAUACCUCUUUACGUACGCGCCACACUACACGACGCUCUCGCUCUCGUUGCUGUCCCGCACCUUCUCUCUUCCUCUCCGCGCUGUGACGUCCAUCGUGUCCAAGAUGAUCUGGACAGAAGAACUGUCUGCGUCUCUCGACCAAGCGGCCGGCGUUGUCGUCUUCCACCGCAUCGACCUGUCGCGCACGCAACAAUUGGCAUUGAGCCUGGCCGACAAGGUCAACAACAUGCUCGAGCAGAACGAGAAGGCGCUCGACAACAAACUCGGGCUUACUGCUUCGUGGAAUGACCGCGCUGACGGCGCGAAGGGCGCAAAGGGCGGUGAGCAGGCUGCCGAGCGGAGACGCGGCGGCGGCGAGAGGCGGGGCGGGAUGCGCGGUGGUGGGCGGGGCAGGGGUGCUCGCUUUGCGCAGGGGCUCGGUAACCAGAUGGCGGGCGCGCAGAGGAACCGGUGA